Caenorhabditis auriculariae is the source of this 4212-nucleotide messenger RNA. The record is from the annotation of a GenBank genome assembly. NCBI's taxonomy places the organism in Eukaryota, Metazoa, Nematoda, Chromadorea, Rhabditida, Rhabditidae.
AUGCGGACUUUGGUUCUGCUCCAGCUCCUUCUGGCCGUCGGCGUCGCGGCUCGACAACUCGGCGAUGCUCAAUUCAACGGAAGGAUCUUCUGCCACGGAAACCCCCUGGAGUUCACCGCCGUUUCUCUCAUCACCGACUGUUAGUUUUUUUUCGUUUCCAAAGAUCUUAACAAAAAAGUUUCGAAACAUCUAGGUUGUAGUCCAAAGAUGCAGUAAAGGGAAAUGAGACCACAGUUCAAUUUUAAACUAAAAAAAUAACUCUCAAUUUUUUUUCUGGGUGAAAAUCUGAGUGCGAGUUUGAAAAAAAUGACAUAUAUAUAGAAGGGGAGAACUUUUUUUGUAGGAAAAAUCCAUAUACCACCUGAAAAAGCUAGCAAAAAGUUCUAGAGAAAACAAAGUUCAAUUAUUUAUUAUUAAUUCUUUUUAUUAGGAAUCGAUAAAUCUUCAUAUGAUUCGAUAACUUUGAAGCCACUUCAAAUGAAAUCUUCAAAAGAUUUUACAAAAAACGAAAGAUUUUUUUAAAACAAGUUUUUUUGCUGCGCUUCAUUAUCGCAAUUUAACGUGACGUCAAUUGAAAUGUUAUCAGUAACCUUUUAAACAGCUCUUUUUCUUUCAUUUUCGUGAUUGACUUCAAAAAACUGGAGCCAAACUCUUACCAUUGCUAAAAUCUUGACAGUUAAUUGCAUAAUGGGGCUAUAAACUUUUCGAAAACAAUCAUGGGAAAAAUAAAUUUGAUCUACAAAUCAAUGAAGCUUCAAAAGACUAGAAUUAGUUUUAAAAUUAAAGUUUAGCCUCUAAAGUAUUGUAAAUAUAUGAAUGCUCCCGAUAUUUUUGCCUAGAAACUCUAUGGUUCCACUUUGAAUGUCUUAAAGAGUAUCAGAGUACCUAUCAACUUCAUAUCGUCAUGACUAAUAGCCUUUAAGUCGGUCGCGUCGAGCCAUUCAACGUGCGACAAUAGUCUGAGCAAGUGAACCGUUUUUUCUUUCUCAACAACGGUCAGCACCCGUUAUUUUCAGUCCCUCGCCCACGUUUGUUUUAUUUUCGAGGAUGAAAAGUCGCGUUCCAUUACGUCAUAAGGUCAUUUAUCAGAGGGCCGCUACAUGUACUUAUCAGUGACGCGCAUUCCUUGCUCAUGGUAACAUCGCAUCGAACUAGAUUUUCAAAACCCGUUCUCCGAGUAUUUUGAGUAAGAAGCAGGUCUUUAAACAAUGACUCAUUGGAUUGCGCAGCUCUAGAGAGAAAAACAAGAGAAACGGAGAAAAAAACGCCGCGUGGCUUUUCUCAUAGUAGUGUACCUGGAGAUUUUUAAAAACUGUUUGUUCUCUUUUUUCCGGGCUCAGAAAAGUGAGAGGGUCAUUAAGACAAGUGGUCUCUAAACUAUUUGCAAGGCAGUGAAGGAAAAAGAGAGGUUUCGAGGUAUCUCUAGUAUUUUGGUCUCAAGGAAGCCGUGAAUGGAGCAUCGGAAUUGAUAUGAAAAGAAAAAAUUGCAGCCGACGAGGUCGUCGACCACUACCUGGACCUCGCCAGAACCAAUGAAGAUGGUCGAUUUUCGGCCUUCACCCGAUUCAAUGGAAAAUUGACCAACUUGCGGCUUUCUAUCAAGCAUACUUGCGAAGUUCGGCGUCUUAUAAAGGUAAGAAAGAUUUUUUUCAAAGCUUAAAAAAAAAUGAAAUUUAGUUCGUAUAGCCUGUGUACCACGACUUGGAAUUUCACCAAACGACAUUCCGCGGUGCCGCUGCGCGCCUUUGCUAACCUUGGUCGCGCUUUAAAUUUUUUAUUUCUUUUAUUAAGAUACUCUACUUUCAUGUGCUCCCACAGCAAUAACAAUCAAUCGAAAGCAUGACCUAGAUUCGAAAGACGCUUCGCGAACGCACGCAGCGGAACAGCGGAAUGUCGUUUCCGUGAAAUUUCAAGUCGUGGCGCACAGACUAUAGUAGCUCGAAAGGAACCUUUCAAGUCUGAAACCGUGCCCAAAAAUUAACUUUCAAGCAUAUAGUAUACUUUUAAAAGACGCAGCAACAUUUUAUUUAUACAUGGAGUUUUAUAAUUAAUUACGAAAGACCUUUUUUGUAUUGAAAUACUUCCAGAAAUGUGAAAUCCCAUAUCUCCGCACGGUCGUCGCCCUCAACGGAACGAAACUUGCUAGUGAAUUCAAUGAAGAAGAGGUUGGUUGAAAAUUUUCUUGUUUUACCAAAAAAUACGCUUUCAGUUGCGAAUUGAGCUGUUCGACUAUGUGGAAGAAACUACUCGACACUGUCUUUUCUGAAGCCCUUUUUUAAAAUCCUAAGAAAUCGCCUGCUCCGCAUUCCCAAAAUCAGCAGGUGUCACGUUUUUCUAAUAAAUUAUCAUCCUACCCUGUAAAUUCGUUUUUUUGUGAAAAAUUGUAUGAAUAAACGUAUAAACCUUCCAAGACUAUUCUGAGAAAGCGGAGAAGCUGAAAGCCCUACAUAAAAGGUUAAAAAAAAAUUAUGAGCCAUCCUCUUCAGGACUUUUCAAAAGGUAAAAUAUGGAAUAAACAACCAGAUUUCAUGCGAUUUUCGAUAAUUCUAGGUCAAAGAUGUUCUUCCUUUCUUUUCUUUUUCCUACGCCUUUGAGCGGCGUCGGCGCCCCAGUCGAUUAGCCGAGGUCCUAAUAUCACUGACAAUCAAUGGACUGACUAUAGUGACAUAUCCGUCAUUUUGUGUAAGGGCGGGGGAUUGUGAAGCCGUGGUUUCCCACUACCAACACUACCAAUAGCCCCUUGGUUGCGUUGCAGCGGGGAUCGAACUUGUGACCCUGUGGACCAUAGACCAGCACACAACCUGUCGCUCUAGGUCGCAGGUCAAGGUUAUCUGAAGUUUCUUCUUCCUUUCUUCAGAAAAAAGUUCCUUCCUUUCAGAUCUUUUUCUGAUAUGUCUUGAGUCUUUUCCAUUACAACUAAUUCUCCGUUACGAAAAAACAACCUCUAUUCUGUAAACAGCCUUCCGCAAAAAUUACACUUCUUUCUCGAUAUGGUUGCCAGAGACAAAUACGAUAAUCGUAAGAGUAGCCGAUUUUCCCUUCUUCUUCUUCCGUUUUCCAAAAAACUAAAGCCGCCAUGUUUCUAUAAUAUCUAACCCAAAAAAAUUGAUAAGACUGCAUGAAGCGUGGAAAAAAGGCGCCAGACAGACAGUGCUAUUGCUCUUCCUAGCCAGCAUUGGCAAUGGUUUUUGUUCGGUUUCUCAUAUUAACAAAUUGUCACACCUCUUGACUUUUAAGGAAGAACAUUCAUUUAUCAGACAUAUGCCACUCAACCUCAUGUAUCCUCGUCUAAUAAACUUCCUAUUGUUCCUCAUUUUAUUCAAAUUCAUUUUGGGCUUCAGUCAUAAAAGAAUAGUGCUUCCGGCGCUAGAUGAAGCUAGCUUUCUGAGACGUCGACUUGUUUGCCAUUGCCAAGAAGGUCAAGGCCCUGUUUCACAUGCCGUAGUCCGCGUCAGAAAUGGUGAGUUGAUAGUACAACUUUCCGCUUUGACUUGUUAAUACCUAAAAUACCUAAAAUGUCUUUGUUACGAAAUCGAAGAUUUUUUCCUUUUUCAAAUAACUUCCAUAUAUUAUACAAGAAUUGUCAGAAUUUUUUUCAAUUUGCAGGGUCCCAACUUGUCGGUAAAGCCAAAGCCGAUAUAGACGGGUUCUUCGAGAUCGACUUCUCUCAACUACUUUCUGAGGGGUCUCCAUUUUUGCUGAAAAAGCUCGAACUUCAAAUACGACAUCAGUGUUGCCUACCUGGUAUUUAUAACUUUGUAAGUUUUUUUUGACUUAUUUCGGUAACAUUUUAUCGACAUCGUUAUUAAAUUCAAAAUUUCUAUCUACCGUAAAUAAAUACUCCGACUCACGGAAGAUUCUGGCUUCUCUGCGCGCUCUGUUCCCUCACUCCAUGAAAAAAGCAUCCUUGAGAGAGAAGAGAGUGCAGAGAAGACAGAAUCAUUUCUACUCGUCGCGAAUAAUGUUAUCAAAGAGUUAUAAGAAAGAUUGCGAAAUUUUUUUGAAUCUCGCUCUACUGAUAUAUUUUUGCAGCCCUGUGCGAUUCCUAUACAGAACACGGUCAUCCCGUUUGAACUACUCGAGGAUAAUCCUUCAUUUAUGGUUUGUUCCACUCUAGUUGAAAUUAUCAUCAAUUGAUUAUCAUUCCAGAGAAAAAUCGAUUUGGGACAUCCGGACAUCAGAAUGCACACCAGAAAAACUUGCACCGAGUGA